Messenger RNA from Plectropomus leopardus (leopard coralgrouper), 2379 nucleotides. RefSeq names its product eukaryotic translation initiation factor 3, subunit E, b (gene eif3eb). Gene Ontology annotation, molecular function: translation initiation factor activity. Gene Ontology annotation, cellular component: eukaryotic translation initiation factor 3 complex; cytoplasm. The record is from RefSeq and is a predicted model, not a curated record. Lineage: Eukaryota; Metazoa; Chordata; Actinopteri; Perciformes; Serranidae.
GAAGCCAGCCAACAUGGCGGACUACGACUUGACCACUAAGAUAGCUCAUUUCCUGGAUCGGCAUUUGGUUUUUCCUCUGCUGGAAUUCCUGUCUGUGAAAGAGAUCUACAAUGAAAAGGAACUUCUUCAGGGGAAGCUGGAUCUCCUCAGCGAUACAAACAUGGUGGAUUUCGCCAUGGAUGUUUACAAAAACUUGUACCCGGACAAGGAAAUCCCACACUCUCUGAGGGAGAAGAGGAGUACUGUGGUGGCUCAACUGAAGCAGCUGCAGUCAGAGACGGAGCCAAUUGUCAAGAUGUUUGAAGACCCAGAGACGACUCGACAGAUGCAGUCCACGAGAGAUGGGAGAAUGCUAUUCGACUACCUUUCAGAGAAACAUAAUUUUCGACAAGAAUACCUGGACACACUGUACAGGUAUGCCAAAUUCCAGUACGAGUGUGGUAACUACUCCGGGGCUGCAGAGUACCUCUACUUCUUCCGUGUACUGGUUCCUUCAACAGACAGGAACGCAUUGAGCUCCCUGUGGGGGAAACUGGCCUCUGAGAUCCUGAUGCAGAACUGGGAAGCAGCCAUGGAGGAUCUCACUCGACUAAGGGAGACGAUUGAUAACAAUUCUGUGAGCUCUCCGCUGCAGUCACUCCAGCAGAGGACCUGGCUCAUCCACUGGUCCCUCUUUGUGUUCUUCAACCACCCGAAAGGCCGGGACAACAUCAUCGAGCUCUUCCUCUAUCAGCCUCAGUACCUAAAUGCCAUCCAGACAAUGUGCCCACACAUUCUGCGAUACCUUACAACUGCAGUCAUCACCAACAAGGACGUGCGAAAGCGCAGACAAGUGCUCAAGGACUUGGUGAAAGUCAUUCAACAGGAGUCGUACACAUACAAGGACCCAAUCACGGAGUUUGUCGAGUGUCUCUACGUAAACUUUGACUUCGACAGCGCACAGAAGAAGCUGAGGGAGUGCGAGUCGGUUCUUGUAAAUGACUUCUUCCUUGUGGCUUGCCUUGAGGAUUUCAUUGAAAAUGCCCGUCUCUUCAUCUUUGAGACCUUUUGCAGGAUCCACCAGUGUAUCAGCAUCAGCAUGCUGGCAGACAAGCUCAACAUGACGCCGGAGGAGGCGGAGAGGUGGAUCGUCAACCUCAUCCGUAACGCCAGACUCGAUGCCAAGAUCGACUCCAAACUGGGCCACGUGGUGAUGGGCAACAACGCAGUGUCGCCGUACCAGCAGGUGAUCGAGAAGACCAAGAGCCUGUCCUUCAGGAGCCAGAUGUUGGCGAUGAACAUCGAGAAGAAAGUCGCCCACAGUAACAGGAACGAGACGCCGAACUGGGCUGCUCAAGACUCCGGCUUCUAUUAAAAUGGAAAUCACCUUCAAGAGGAUGCAGAUGGCUCUUUGGAAUAUUAUUUGGGCUUUUUUAUUGAAUUCAUUAAUUUAUCAGUUUAGCUGCUAUUGUGAUUAAACUGGCCGCUUAAGUUCUCCAGUUAAAAAAAAAUCAAAGAGGAGGCAGCAAGGCUCGAUGGAGACAUUGUCAUUCGGGGUAUUAUUUAUUAAACGGACACUCUCUUCAUCAGAAUUUAUUUAUUAUCUUUCAUUAAAGCUGGGGUAGGUGGAAAAUUUGAAAACAAGUACUCCUGCAGCUCGACUCUCUUCCCUCUUUGUCUCAGGCUCCUCCUACCAAAUGACCACGGCCACACGGGCUCACACAGUGACCCAAUUAGAGGAAAAAAAUAAUUUAAAAAAUAAGGCAAAGUACUGCAGCACUUGAGAACUUAUAUAUAGAACAGAAAAUGUACAAUCAAAAUUUGACUGAUACUUUUCAAAAAGUACUAGGGAUGCACGAUAUUGUAUUUUUUUGCAGAUCUAAGAACAACUCAUUUCGCUGACACCGAUAUUAAUAUAUCCACUUUUCCCCCAUCUAAUUUUAGCAAUAAUCAAGUCUCUUCUGUAGUAAAAUUAACAUCAUAUUAUGCAUGCUUUUAUUGUGAUGACCCAAGAGCAGAUGGAGACAUUAAAUACAAUGAUUUUUCAGAGUUUGUAACAUUCAUUCAUUGUGCAAAAUAAGAAAAAUACUUCAGCUUAGGGUUGAUAUUUGGUACAUGUUUGCUUUGUAAUUUAAAAAAAAUGAUUUGUAAUAUCAGCAGAAAUCUGCAUGUUUGCUGAUUCCGAGUACCGAUGUUGCGCGGGUAUUAUCGUGCAUCCCUAAAAAGUACCAUGACGUAACAAAUAUGAACAAUAAUAUUGUAGGUUUUUUGCCAAAUGAAAAUUAAACUGCCUGCCUCAGCUUUAAGUGUUAAUUUCUCGAUUAAUCACCCAGACUUUUUGAGAAACAUUUCAACAAGAAAUGACACAAUUAACAUUAAACAUUUUUUUGGCUCUUCAGA